Molecule: messenger RNA, 2852 nt
Organism: Gavialis gangeticus (Gharial)
Lineage: Eukaryota; Metazoa; Chordata; Crocodylia; Gavialidae
Exons: 6
Coding region: 346-2727 (793 amino acids)
Source: RefSeq, a predicted model, not a curated record
UUACGCACCAGUCAGUAGCCGAGAGCACACGGAAGGGCUUUGCGACCCACCAGCCACUCUUGUUAUUUUUCUGCGGUCAAAACAUAAGUGGGAGCCAAAAAAACAGCAUCUUCUGAGGGGUCCUCUAAUCGAAGGAGGCCAAGAACCACUCAUCUAAGCUAACUAAAUUACAUGCUCUGCAUUAAAAGGCUACUGGUCCCUAAGAGCUCUCUACAGGCCUACGAGUAUUUGCUCCUGCCGCUAUUAGCUGCCCCUCCCACUGAUUGAGGGCUCCAUAUCACUAUUAAAUGAAGCCCAGGUGCUGGUGGGAGUGGAAGGGUGUCUCUGAGGUCCAUAAACAAGAAAAUGAACACUGCCCCAGCUUCAGAGAGUGGACCAUAUUCCACAAACCACACAAGACCCUUUUUUUAUGCACAGCCAACAGCACAACAGCCUUUCCCAAAUCCAUGGUACCUCAGUCAAGUCUAUAAUCCGUACUGCAUGCCUGCACCAGGAUUCAGAAAUGGAAACCCAUAUUUUCCAUUUUAUUCUGUUGCACUGCACGAAUACCCUGGAUAUUUUGUUCCACAGCAUCCCAUGCACACAAGAGUUAACAGAAGGCCUUAUUUUAAUGCUCCCCCACCCUCUCCUAUGUUUUAUCAUGCAACACGCUUUAGGCACUAUAGUAGUCCUGGGAAAAGAACAGAAACCAAAGAAACACAGACUGAUCCUAGACAGCCUGAACACAAAGCAAAAAAGCAUCAGGAUCUCCGUACAGAAACGAAAGGCUGUGAUGCAGGAAAUAUGGCUUGCGUUUCUUCUGGUAUUGGUACAGAAACUGACAGUACUUCAGAGAAACAGGAUUCAUCUGGAUCUUCCAUUGUACCAGAGAGAGAGUUUCAUAAGAGCCCUUCCAGCACUGCACAGUAUAGAAAUCUUCCUUCAGGAAGCUAUGCUUUUGAGAAAGAAGAGGUAAGAAUAGAAUAUGGAAAUGGCUCACCUGCAAUUCAGCUAUGGAAGUCCUUCAAAGAAACUAUCCCUUUGUAUGAUGUACCAAGUGGCAAACCAGUCCCAGAGAAUAUAGUGCAACAUGAUUUAUUUUCUGUUAGCUCUUGUGAAGGGCUUAUAUAUGGCCCUCGUGAAGGUGAGGCAUUGAUGUCAGGCACUUACUCAGAUGAGCGCAAAGCUCUCCCUUCGAAACAGAGCAUCGACGUUGUGCAGGAAAGAGAGGUCCAAAACAACGAAGCAAAGCUGGAGGUGGAAAAACUGGGAAAUGCAAGCCAGAAAGCCAAAUCCCCUCAAAGUGAAGCUCGGGCAGUACAAAUAACAGACCUAGCCAGCUCAAUUUGUAAUGAUCAGUCAGUGGCAAGGCAGGACACUCUAAUUAUAUCUAAAAUAUCUUCUAGUUCUAAAAGAUCUACUGGCUCAAAAGCUUCUCAAGAUGAAUCCAGCUUAUCUCAGCAGGCAGUAUUAUUUCCAUCCAAUAUGGAGAUAACAAAUGACAUGUUCCUGCAGCAGAAAAAGCUCAAUCAGAGCCACAGUGUAACAAGUGGAAGUCAGAUGACAUUGGAUAAAAGCUUAUGGUGUGAUGAAUCAGUGGAGAAAUUUGUUCCUUCUAACAGCUGGCUGGCUGGCUUGGAUAAUACGGACACUAACUGCAACUAUGAUGUGCGUUUCCCACAAAGGAAACAUCAAAAUGUGCUCAGUGUUUCUUCUGAUGAAAUGUCCUCCAAAGAGGAAGGCUCAUCAAUUGAUAAUGCACCAGUGUCAUACUUUGUCCCUGACUAUGUGCUUCAGAAAAGCAUGUACGCUUUACAAAAAAACGCAGAUGACUUGGAGAAAGAGAGAAUUAAAAGCAGUGGCUCCCUAAAUGAAGAUGAGGAACAAGUAGACGGGGAGCAGACCAAUGAUAUCAAUAACCAGAACUUCAAAAGCUGUUCAAACCUCAAGAUAAAAGAACUUUCCAGCAGAGGUAAAAAGAUGGGCAGCCUCCCUAGAUCUUCCAGUAAAAAGAAAAUCUAUUCCCUAAAGAAAAAAGCUGUUAAGAGUUUGUCUCUGUCGGAAGCUGAUGACUCUGAAGAAUUCUCAGUGGUGGAAGAGGAGGAGGAGGAGGAGGAUCUGGAUGAAGUUGAAUAUUUCUUUCAUGAAGCCACCCCAUAUGAAAUGCUGACCCCUAGUAGAGGUAGCUUCUACCAUCAGAUUGGUCAGAGGAUGCUUUGGAAACCACCGAAAAAUUCUGUCCCAGCUCAGCUAAUUAGCUGGCCUACUAGAGAGAAAGUAAAACUGAAGAGUGCCCUUGGUGAAAUUGGUCUAUUUUGUAAGCCAAAGGAGAAGGACCAGGAUGAGGUGGUGUACAGUGACUAUGGGUACUAUGAAAGAAAGAGGCCUACAGCAAAACGAGAGGGACUACUUAAAGAGGGAUCUGAUCACAAGAGAACUCCACAAAAGCGUUCAGGAGGGAGGUUACUGAAGGAAAACAUGGGGUUGGCAGUUGAAGACUACUGGAUUAGAAGCGGUGCUAAACCCAAGCUUGCCAGCCUGAUACGUAGUAGUCUAUCACCCCCAGCCAAAAUGAAAGAACAAGACAACCUGACACUGGAGAAACCAAAGAAGAAAAGGGUAGGCAAGCCCCCUUAUAAACGUAGAGACACAAGACGCGAGGUGGAAGAGGUUGAGGUGUGGGAAAUGCCUAAAACCAGUGCACGCAAAGGACGUGGAACAAAGAGGGCUGUCUAUAGAAGAAGAUAAUUUCAAAUGCUGGGGAAGAAACACAAAUGUUUUUGAGGUUUGCAUGUCUAACAAGACUUUUGUGUAAGUUACUAUGCACAGUUAAAGGGUAAGGAAUUACACUGUGUGAAGACACUCAAGUCAAA